Molecule: messenger RNA, 4831 nt
Organism: Trematomus bernacchii (emerald rockcod)
Lineage: Eukaryota; Metazoa; Chordata; Actinopteri; Perciformes; Nototheniidae
Product: arf-GAP with coiled-coil, ANK repeat and PH domain-containing protein 2-like
Exons: 24
Coding region: 333-2825 (830 amino acids)
Cellular component (GO): cytoplasm
Molecular function (GO): GTPase activator activity; protein binding
Source: RefSeq, a predicted model, not a curated record
GAGUCAGUAGUAUCUGCGUUGAAGAAAAGCUGCUCUCCCACACUGGCUGCUAUGACCUAGCUACCGGAGGACACUUUCUGCUCUCAGGACUGACCGCUGCGUCUCAAAUAGUUUGUUGUAGCGUUUUUUUGGCAACCAUUCCUUCAACAUACAGUCGUUUAUGGUUGCAUUGCUGCGACUUUUUAAUCGUAGCUGCUAGCCUCUGGGGCUAGCAGAGCAGUGACAGAGAGGAACCAGCUGGUCAGGAGUACAGUAACGUUAGCAACAAGCUAAUUAGCCUGGAUUACUGUCUUUAAUCACAGAGAGUGUGCGGGUUUACUCACUGCGGCAAAAUGAAGAUAACUGUGGAAUUCGAGGAAUGUUUGAAGGACUCUCCACGGUUCAGAGCGACCAUAGAGGAAGUGGAGGGGGAUGUGUGUGAGUUGGAAUCCAAGCUCGACAAAUUGGUGAAGUUGUGCAUUGGGAUGAUUGACGCCGGAAAAGCCUACAAUGCAGCCAACAGGCAGUUUGUCAACGGGAUCCGGGAGCUAGCCCAGCAGUCCACCAAAGAUGAGGUCAUAGAGUCGAGUCUCACAAAGUUUGCUGAAAGCCUGCAGGAGAUGAUCAACUAUCACACGAUAUUAUUCGAUCAGGCCCAGAGAUCAAUCAAGAUCCAGCUACAGACAUUUAUCAAAGAUGACCUACGUAAAUUUAAAGAAGCCAAGAAGCAAUUCGAUAAAGUGAGCGAGGAAAAGGAGGCGGCGCUGAUCAAGAACGCUCAGGCUCCCCGCAACAAGCAGCAUGAGGUGGAGGAGGCCACCAACAUCCUCACCGCCACGCGCAAGUGCUUCCGACACAUCGUCCUCGACUACGUCUUACAGAUCAACGUGCUACAAUCAAAAAGAAGAUCAGAAAUCCUGAAAUCAAUGUUGUCCUUUAUGUAUGCCCACCUGACGUUCUUCCAUCAAGGAUAUGACCUCUUCAGUGAACUACAACCUCUGAUGAAACAGCUUGGAGGACAGUUGGACCAGCUGGUGGUGGAUGCUGCCAAAGAGAAGAGGGACAUGGAGCAGAAACACUCCACCAUCCAGCAAAAGGACUUCUCGAAUGACGACACCAAACUGGAGUACAAUGUGGAUGCAGAUAACGGCAUCGCAAUGGAGGGCUAUCUGUUUAAGAGGGCCAGCAAUGCCUUUAAGACGUGGAAUAGGCGUUGGUUCUCCAUCCAGAACAAUCAGCUAGUUUACCAGAAGAAAUUUAAGGACAACCCCACAGUGGUGGUAGAAGACCUGAGGCUCUGCACCGUCAAACACUGUGAGGACGUGGAGCGGCGCUUCUGUUUCGAAGUGGUGUCGCCCACCAAGAGCUGUAUGAUGCAGGCAGACUCGGAGAAGCUGCGUCAGGCCUGGAUCAAAGCCGUCCAGAACAGCAUCGCCACCGCCUUCCGUGACAAGGGAGACGAAGGCGAGAAGCUGGACAGGAAGUCUUCCACGUCAACAGGAAGCCUGGACUCUGGUGGGGAGCCGAAGGAGAGACCACUGAAAGGAGAGAGCGCCCUGCAGAAGGUCCUAGUGAUCCCGGGGAACACCUGCUGCUGCGACUGCGGCCAGCCGGACCCCCGCUGGGCCAGCAUCAACCUGGGCAUCACCCUCUGCAUCCAGUGCUCCGGUAUCCACAGGAGUCUGGGAGUGCAUUUCUCUAAGGUGCGAUCUCUGACUUUGGACACAUGGGAGCCAGAACUUCUAAAGUUGAUGUGUGAACUGGGAAACGGAGCGAUCAAUCAGAUCUAUGAGGCUCGACGAGAGGAGCUGGCAGCCAGGAAACCCCAGCCCGGAGAUCCAAGGCACGAGGUCGAGGCCUACAUCAAAGCCAAAUACGUGGACCGCCGGUUUGUUCGCCUGCCGUCGGACGAGGAGCUUCGCAACAAAGUGGUUUCUCUGAGCAAACAGGAGAAGAGGCUGAGCAGCAGCUCUGAGCAUCUGCCCCCGAGACCACCACCCCCCACCCCAAAACUGAGAGCUGGUCAAGCAGCUGUUGCCCGCGGCUCGGAGGCCCGCCGCGACUCUCUCUUCUGUGCUGACGAGCUUCACUCGCUCUUCUCCUACUUUGACAACUCUGCCAAGCUCAGGAGCAUAAAAAGUGCAGACAGCGGCAUCCAGAACAGCGCUGAUGGGAGCCGAGAGAUGCUGGCCAACACCCCGUCCAAUAACAGCCUGACAGACGCAGACGCUGCAGAGCCUCCGGCCAUGGCAAUGCCUGCCACCCUGCCCCCCCCCUCCCCCUGUAAGGAGAUGGUGUUCUACGAGCCGAAGGAGUACAGCUCCGGUCUGCAGCUCUACUGGGCCGCCUGCGCCCGCUCUCUGCCCGACAUGUCGGAGGCUCUGGCCCACGGAGCCGAGGUCAACUGGGUCAACACGGAGGACGACAAGAGGACGCCGCUCAUCAUGGCCGUGCAUGGGGGUUCGCUGGUCACCUGUGAGUUCCUGCUCCAGAAUGCAGGUAAUGUGAACCAGCAGGACGCUCAGGGCCGAGCGCCGCUGCACCACGCCACCCUGCUGGGACACACAGGGCAAGUGUGUUUAUUCUUAAAAAGAGGAGCAAAUCAAAAUGCUGCGGACAUUGAUGAGAAAACUCCCCUGACGAUAGCGGUGGAAGCGGCCAACGCAGACAUCGUCACACUGUUGCGACUGGCCAAGAUGAACGAGGAGAUGCGAGAGGCGGAGGGGCCCUACAGCCAGUCAGGAGAUGCAACCUACCAAGACAUUUUCCAGGAUUUCACCCACAUGGCUUCCAACGAUCCGGACAAGCUAAACCGCUACCAGCAGUACGACCCACAAAAACCCUGACACGGCAGAAACUCCGUCCACUAGCACUCAGAGACCGUGUGCUAAACCCCGGAGAGACUUGAGGAGGUCAGGAAACACGACGUCCACCCCCCCCCCCCCGACAACCUCUAUCAGCGUUAGAGCCGGUCAGUGCUGCCACAGCUGGACUCCUGUCACAUGUAACGUGUCGUCAAUCGUGAACAGCAAACCUCACUUUUUCUUUCUUUUUUUAAACUGUUCUGUCCAGUACUUUUUAUUAUUGGAAGGAUUUGCAAAGUCGUAACAAAUCAAAGUGAUAAUUGAACUGAAUGUAGAGCUGCCAUUACGGCUGUCACUUAUUUUCAUCUUUUAUAUCACUGACAAGAGAUUUCCAAAGGCAUUUUCUUAAAAAAACAGGUGUGCUGCAUCCGAGUUGUAAAGAGGUGAGUGCAUUGAAAAUGCUCCAUUUAUAUUUGUAAGUGCUUCCUCUUCUUAAUAAGAUUUGUUUUAUGAUAGUAAGCAUCCUUUUUAUAUCAAAGUGUUGCUUCAGUGAACUCUCAGCAGCGUAUCCAUGGCAAUAUGCUUUUACUUAUUUGCACAAAUCCCUGUCUGAAAUCGCCACUGAUGUUUACCAGUUUUGAUGGUAAGACUUUGACAUGUUAAACAAUGUACAGUGAUUAUUCAAGUAAACAUGUUUUUAAUGCCUGCAAUUUUAAAUAUAUAUUAGUUUUUUUACUUUUAAAUGCUAGAUCUCUUUCCUCUGAAUGAUUUUCAUUUCUCAUCUCAAGAGAGGUAAUCAGCCUUGAAGUGUCCUGAUUCAUGUCGGUUAAAAAUAGCUCGUUGAGAUUAUGGUAAUUUGUAGAUUCAGUCUCUUCUGAUUUUUGCUGAUUUUCAAAAGUUAAGAUGUAGUUGUAAAAUCAAAGUGCUCUACAAUAAUCUGAAUGUAUAGAUUCGAUUGCAGCUAUUGUAUGCCAGUUGAUUUGCCAGGACUGUGUCAUGUGGUGGUAAUUAUGGAGAAAUGUGAUUUUCCCUGAAAGAAGAACCCAAGUUAAUGCUCAGUUUAAUAUGGAAACUUAGGUAAAACGCAGUGGCUUCAUACUACACAAAGCCACCGGUGAAUCUCUUUACAGUGCAGGAGCUCACGCUGUUUUGAUACAGGAGUCAAAAUAACAUCAUACAACUAUACAAAAUACUGAAAAGAUAGAUAAUAGCUGACUAUAAAUGCAUUGAAUAGCUGUUGCUGAAAGAUUCUGAGCAUAAAUGACGUAAAAAUGUGAGUUUAAUUUCAUAAACUAAGUUUUCCAUUUAAUGUUCAUGUUCAUCUGACCUGCUGUGCACUUAUUAAGACCUCUUGUUAUGCAGGACGAAGAUUGAAAUGAAUGUAUUGGAUAAUUAAACACUGUCUCUGUUUCCCUAUAAUGCCAGCUACUAACCUUUCAAGUAAACGUCAAAGGAAGUUCAUUUGGAAACUAUAGAGCUGUCAAGUGUUGCAGAAAACCUUUUGACAGUCUGUGAAACGUCCAGUAAUAUACGCACACACAAGAUGGAUGACCUGUAGUUGUAGAGUCGCUGUCAUUUCAUGUGAUGAGUUGUUCCAAAGCACUUCACUUCACUUAACAAAUGUUUGAUUUAGUUCAGACAUCAGACGACUGCACUGAAAUUCUCCAAUCCAGAAAUGAAUCCUGCAAAUUCCCUGAUGGACGUUAUGUGUACUGUAGGAUUUGUGUUCCCUCUAAAACUGUACAGUCCUCUCUUCUUUGACAUUAAUAGUGUUUAGUGAAAUAUGAUUUUCUUUUAGCAUGCAGCAUGGGAUACAAUUCUUGUACAUUUUGUACAGAUGCUUUUGAAUUCUCUAGAGAACUGAAGUAUAAAGGUAGUGGUACUUGAAUCAUUAAAUACGCUUUUGUAAAUGCGGUUCUUUGUAUUUACAUUUAGCCACUUUUAUAUUGCCUGUGUGUGUACCAGUAUACAUCAUGUACUGUAUAUUCUACCUGUAAUAUGUAAGAACUUCAAUACAAAUGGACUGAGAAUUCAUCACCAAAUGUUGA